Messenger RNA from Austrofundulus limnaeus, 1538 nucleotides. RefSeq names its product prostate androgen-regulated mucin-like protein 1 (gene parm1). Lineage: Eukaryota; Metazoa; Chordata; Actinopteri; Cyprinodontiformes; Rivulidae. Gene Ontology annotation, cellular component: Golgi apparatus; plasma membrane; late endosome. The record is from RefSeq and is a predicted model, not a curated record.
GAAGUGUUGCAGUUAUCGUUUGUAUGUUCAUCCUGUUGGUCAUCCUGGUCUUAGGAGGCCUGUAUUAUUACAAGUACAAACGACCAUCCUAUGGUCCUCUGGUGGAGAGCAGCGAUUACGGCACUUUAGGAAAUUUCAGCAAUCCGAUGUAUGACCCGUGACUUUAGAAUCUACGAUCUCAGAAGAACUGAAAGUGCUCCAAACUGAGCCAUUCUGACUCGAGUGUGUUAACAGUAUGUGACUGAGAGGUUCGGUGUGGGCAGGUUUAAUAUCUCAUUUAUGUUUACCUCUGGUUAAGUUGCAUACYUUCUUGUUUGUUGGAACAGCUCUGACUCGUGGAACAUCAGAUGUGAAAUAAAGGGCUUUAGAUUGUUCUUUUUUCAUGUACAGUGCCCUGAGUCAACGUAUGUUGUGACUUGGCGCUAUAUAAAUAAAACGAAUUGAAUUAUCAGCAAUAAUGUGAUCAAAGGUGCUGCCUAACCUAAACUAUAAAAACUAAAACCCUAAUCCUAACUGUGACACUAAAUUAUGAUUUAUUAAAAUCUUUUUAAAAAUGUCUAUGACGCUCCGAGGUGUCUUUUCAGUGUUUGGUCCUUAAAAAACAAGAAUAUCACAAACACAAAUUAAGAGAUGCUUUCUGAUCAUGGAUAAUCCUUUUUUCUUUCAGGUUAUAAACAGACCUGGAACAGAAUUUAUUUUAAUUUUUAUUUUAUUUUAUUUGUCCUCCACUACACAAUUCAAGAUCUUAAACUGUUUUAUUUUUCUAAAGAAGUAGAAGUAUCAUACAUAAUGAAUUUGUUUUAUAAUGUAAAAUGUAUUUUUUAAACAGUGAAAGGAAGUUUAAGAAUGAAGAAUUAAAUUUUUAAAGUCCUUUUCUGUCAGAACAGCUGGAAAAUGCAGGUAAAUUAAAGACGUACCUGCUUUUAGAUGGUGGUGAUCACUUAGUUCUUUUGAUUGUAAUGGUUCAGUAAAAUUAAAUGUACUGUUUCAGUUUUUAUCAGGACUUGGUGGGACUCAUGAUGACGGAGGUCCCCAUUAGUUGGACUUUGGUCAACGCCCAACGUCCUCAUUAAGCAUAAAAACAAGAACACACACACACACACACACCUCAGUUGUACAAAGGCAGCCUGGUUGAAGUUAAUUAUUUUACUUUCUGGUUUUAAACAAACCUAAAACCAUUUAUAAUAGAUCUUGACUUGAAGAUCUUGAAUUAUAAUUUCUGUUUAAAGAAUAAAUAAACAGUAACCCUGUGUGAUGACUGCAUCAGUGGUUUGGUUUUGCAGCUCAGCAGAGCAGUUGUGAUGGUUUUAAUUUCUUUUUGUCUGUGUUUGAGUCUGUGAAAAGAAUAAUUUAGUUCUAAUUUUAUUUCAUUUUCUAAGUUUUGUGUGUGAUUAAAUCAUUUGUGUAAUAAAACUGAUGGUUUAGACUUAUUUAAAAAUAUUUAAAAAUGGUAUUCUGAAGAAUUUUUGUUCGUAGUGUACAUUUCUGAAUGGACUUUCAAGGUUUUUAUAAAAUAAAAAUACAUUUGUUAAUGAUGA